CUCUGUUCUUCUGACGGAACUCUGGGAGAGUCUCUCCCGAGCCUACAAAAAUCCGUUAAAGAGCUCCAAAGCAGCCGCUCAAAUCUCGUUUCUUCCGCUCACCUGAGCGCACCUUUCGCAAAGCCGCAUCGCGUCUUAACUUGUCUCGGAGGUGCACUGUCGUGAUCGGGGUCCGCCAAAGCCCCACGAUCGGUUGGGCAGCACAGUCGAAAUCGAAUCGAGUUGGAGUGCAAACGUCUGAAGCGGAAUCUCAAGUUGUAGCGCUAAUCGCAGCGAACGGAGUGUAUCUGUGUAUCGCUGAAAUACAAAGUUGAACCAAGCUGGAAUUUGCCACCAGUCGAAAUAAAUCUCGAAUCGAAUAGCCGUAAUUUGCAUAAGGCGCAACUAAAGACGCGCUCUGUCAGUUAACCCACUUUCUAAACGAAAUAAACCAACAAAAAAGAAUAAUACUUCGACCGAUAUUCAGCAACAACGAAACCAAUUAACAAGCAAAUAAUGCCAAGCAAAUAACACCGAAUAACGUGCAAGUGAUUCAUGGUUUUUUUUUCCCUUCCAAGUGAAGUGAAACAUAGCAUACAAAAAAAUACAAAAAAAAAUCAAAAGUUGACUGGAAAACGCACUGGAAACGAUAACGAUACCUGGAACGCCCCCAACCAACGACUGUCAGUUGAAACCGCAACUGCAGCAGCAGCAUCAUCUACUUGGCCAGCAACAACAACAACAACAACAACAACAGGCACAAGUACGGAUUGCAAACAGCCCGGAUUGUAAAUUCCAACCAUAUAAGCUGAGGAAAACCAGGCGACAGGUGGAAAAGCUGAAGCAGAAUAUGGCCUAAGGUUGUUCGUCGGCGGGAGCAACAAGCAACGAAAAGCCUCAGCGAUGUCGUCAUCGAUCUGUUCGCACUUCACCCAGAAUGCCUGGAAGAAGGACCUCUGCUCGAACUGCUUCAAGUCCAAGGACGAGCACAAGGCAGCCGCGGCAGCAGCCGCCUCCAAAUUGGGUGGCAGCCAUAGGCCAGACAAGGAGGCUAAAACGGACUACCCCAAUAAGCACAAAACGCCGGCCAAGAGCAUCAUUAAGAAGGCCUUUGGCGUGAGACUGACCAGCUCCAGUUCGAGUUCGAGUUCGAGUUCCAUCACAGGAAGUGGCCCCGGGAAAUCCGUAAACUCCAAGGGCGGCAAGGUGUGCUUCCCCAAGCAACUGCACGAGGUAAUUGGCUAUGGAGGCGAGUGGUCGGAGGACGAUGACGACGACGACGAUCAUGACUUCAUGAAUCUGGGCAACGAGCACGAUGACAUGGCCAUUACCGAAACGGAUGAUGAGGAGACGGUGGAGCUGAAGAGGAUCACCAGGGCCAACACCGACUUCAACAUGAACAAUGGCAAUCUGCUGGGCGAUGCCGAGGACAAUAUCAAGAAAUCCUUUGCGGCUCUCAAACUGGGAGCCCCUCAGGUGGACAAGGAGGGCAAGAAGCAGACCCUAACGAUCAACGUGAUGCCUUUUGGCCAGCCCUCGGGCAAAGCGAACGCAACGCCAGCCAAAACGACGACCACCGCGGAAGGCAAGGGCACGGCAGCCACAUCAGUUGCAACAUCGGCUGGGGCAACACCGGCCAAAGCCAAGCCAGCAACCAUAACCACAAGCACAACGACAACAACGACAACAGCCAUCAAAAGCAGCAGUACAUCUGCCAGUGUUACCAAAAAGGUGACCACCACCCUGACGCCCACUUUGACCAUGGCCAAAGGCACAGCAGCAACAGCAGCAACAGCAGCAACAGCAGCAACAUCAGCAGCAUCAGCAACAUCAGCAACAACAGCAACAGCAGCAACAUCAGCAACAGCAAAAUCAGCAACAGCAACAUCUUCGCGAGAUGGCAAAGAUAGUCCGCCCAUAGAGCGAGCCAUGGAGAAGUCACUGCUGGACGAGAUCUCGGAGACUUUGGAGCAAAAACAGAAGCUAAGUGAGACAAGUGCUGCUGCUUCCAUUGCCACUUCCACUUCCACUUCCACCGGCAGCGGCAAGAUCAAAUUCGAGCUGAGUGCGCUGAGCGACUCCCCGAAGCCAUUUCUUGACCUCAAGAAGCCCAUCGCACGGAAUGCGCCCAUAUCCAGAGACCAGGCCAAACCCAAGGUGAAUGUGUGCCACAAGUACUCGGACACGGACAGCAAUUGCUCGGACACGGAGAAUGGGGUGUCCGCCUACUACGAUGUGGUGGAGACCCAGCUGAGCUACGAGAACCUACCGGACGGCAAGUACUCCGAACAGGUGGGCGUGGCCACUGCCGCCCAAACGGACAGUUCCGGCAGCUCGCACUACUCCAGCUCGCAGUACAUCACGGACAUGCUGCUGAGCUCAAAAACGCGGGCAGCCAGCUACAAUCUGCACGAGGGCAACUUCAUGACCAGCAAGAUCACCACCGACGGCCUCAUUGUGACCAAGUGCAGCUCGGACGACGCCCUGGACUCCACGGGCAGCAGUUUCGAUGGCAGCUCGGACGAGGAGAACGCCUACAACAUGAUCCGCAGCGAAUCGGAUUCGGGCAUUGGCAUUAGUCUGGGCAGCGAGUACAAGAACCUGGGAAUUGCCAAGGGAUCGGCGGUCAACGGGGAGAAGCGGCAGCUUUUGGUCGAGAAGAAGCUGAGUGCCAGCACCAACAACUCUGAUUACGAGGACAUCCAGAUAGGAGAUCAGGCGGUGGCCAAGCCGGCGGUGAAAAGCAGGGAGCUGCAUGGUGAACCCGAUGGCAGUGCCGAUCCGGACAACAGUCUGGAGCAGAAGCAAAAGCAGGUGCUGCAGCAGAAGGAGACGGCGGAGCAGCUGCAGCAGCUUCCAGCCCUGCCCAAGUCACCGCCACCGCCCAUGAAGAUCGAUGCCAGGCCCUCGUUUCUACACGGUCUGAAGAGCCAGAAGCCAGAGCUGCCGGUCAAGCCACUCGUCAACACACAUCCCAGCAGCAACAGUGCCAGCAAUGGUGGCCAACUGAAGAGCUUCCUGGGCAAGCGGCAACCCAGCUGCGCCGAGCAGCAGUUCAUCACCCAGCUGCAGUCGGCCAUUUCCAAGUCCAGCGAGAGUCUCAGUCUGAUGCUGGCCAAAGAGAGUCUGGCCGCCGACGAGGCCAAGCUGAAAAAGGGCAAGGCCCCGAAUCCGCCGCCGGAGCCAAAGCUGAGCGCUCCGCCCACGCCGGAGCGGGACUACAGUCUGGUAGUUGAGUUUGAGCAGGCGACCAAAGCGGCCGCAAAGCCAGCGGAAAAGGCCACGUCAUCGGGCCCAGGUGACACACCAUCGGGCGAGAACCCAACGGCAGCUGCAACAGGUGUUGCCACGGCAGCAGCAACAGUGGCAACUGCAUCUGCCUCGAACAGCAGCAAUCUGUACACCAGAAAGCCCGCCUUUCCGGUGGCCCCAGCCGCUCCUGUCAUCCGCGAGAAGGACAAACGCGAGCGGGCCGUGAUCAAUCCCAAGUUCCGCAGCCUCAACACCUUCGUCAUGCAGCGGGCCAAUGCGGCCAAGCAGCUGCAGCUGCAAUCGGCCAGCUCGGUGCUCAGCCUGAAGCAACCGAUGACGCCAGAGCCAACGCCCCGCAAUCAGCGUCAUCUCUCCAUGUCGGAGGAGUGCCUGGCCGCAGCUGGGCUGGACAAGAAGUCGCCCUCGGCUUCGCCGCCCCAGAAGCAAAAGUCCAAGUUCUCCAUCAAGAAGUUUCUGCGCAUGGGCAGCAAUGGCGGUGGCACCAAGUCCGGCGAAUCUCUGGCCAAAAAGGAGGCCAGCAUCUACACGGAGAUCUGCACGGGCACGGAGGAGGGCAGUCCCACGGGCAAGCCCCGUCUGGUCAUCAUCCAUCCCAUUGACAUCAAUCCCACGGCCGUGGAGGUGGUGAAGGACAUCACCAAGACCAGUGACUCCGUUGCGGCCCAGACAGUGGCCGUGGUCACGGCCAAGCCGCCUGCCCCGCCCCUCCGUUCGAGUGCCAGCGAGGGGCAGCGCGCCCACGAAGCCAACAAGCCGGCCCGCCCCCCGCCGCCCAAGAGCGCCGAGCUGCGGCGCAAACAGAAGACCGAGCUGGCAGCCACGCUCAGCGCCAGCAGCGUGGACUCCAGCGGCCUGGCACUGUCAAUGCCAACGCCAUCCGGCACCGGCACCGUAUCCGGAUCCGGAUCCGUCAAGCUGAAGGCCGACAACGUCUACGCCAAUUUAGGUGAGAUCCGCUCCUCAAUUGCACCACGCAAACCGGAGCGCACAGCCAGCAUGCGGGAGCGGGAGGCGCAGCUGGAGCUGGUGCGCAAGCGCGGAGUCCUUACCGACACUAUCUCCAUUUGCUCGUCAAACGGUGACAACGUAGCCACGGACCAAGGCAAGACGGUGGCCAAGACCAGCGGCCAGGAAGCUGGGAAAUCCGCCUCAACUGCCAACAGCAGGACCAGCACCUUCGAACGGCAGCCGCAGAAGAAGAGCGAGCCGAAGAUGUCCAUUUCCAGCAAACUGGAGAUCUUCGAGCAGCGAUCCAUCGAUGCUGCGGACGCUGCCCAGCGGAGCAGCCUCAAGGAUUCGGUGCGCAAGAUCAACAGCACCAUCGAUAGCUAUCUGAAGGACAAGCGCGACUACGAGAACAUGUACGAGUUCGUGAAGAUGGGCUCUCCGCCACCGCCCUCGGUGGGUGGUAACACCACGCCCACGCCCUCCACUUCCACGCCUCCGCCGCCUCCAACACGCAGCAAUAUCGAUCUGGCCGUGGCGGGUCAGAGGUUAACCCAGGCCACGAGACGCAACAACAUCUACUCGGACACAGCUUCCAUUGCCAGUUAUACGCGCAGCGAAUACGGACCGGUGCGAAACUACGGAUUGAACAACAGCUUGGCCAACAUUCCACGCAUCAUUUCCGCCUCGUAUGCGGGCAGUGAGGUGGGCGAGUUCGAUAUCUAUGCUCCGUACAGUUACUACGGAAGCGAGGCGGGCGGCGAUGUGGCCACGGACAUCAACGACAGCGUCUGGGGCAUGCCACAGGCCAACAAGAACCGCAGCAAGGCCACGAAUCGUUUGCGCAUGCGCAAGGGACGCAGUGUCGUGCACAAGACCAUAGAGGACAACUACACCGCCGUGGUGGUGGCCAAUCACGAGGCCCUCGCCCAGGUGUUGGAUCAGCUCCAGCAAACUCCAGUGGUGCCGGCAGCCCUGCGUCCUCUGGCGAACGCCAUAAACUUGCGUUACGAAGACUUCACCAUUCUGGAGGGUGCCCAGGCCUUUGUGGUGGGCAAAAAGGCCUUCCAUGCGGCCCUGUGGAGCUCCUCGCCAGUGACCCUGGCCCUGUCGGCCGACUGCAACCAGCUGGCCGGAGUGGGCGGCGAACUCAGUCAGCUAACAGGCGGCGUGAGCGAUGUGCUCAACCCGGUGACAGAGUUCUGUGACCUGGUGCCCAGCUACCAACUGCCGCUGAUGCCCUCCACGGAGGUGACCCUGCUGCAGGCCACCAUCUCGGUGCUGCCGCGGUUGCAGCUGGAGACUCUCCAGUCGAUCGGAUCAAUACUCAAGGGCAAGUCGCAGGUGCUGGACAAGAGCAACUUCAACUUCCGCGGCUUCAUUCCGAAUCUCAGUGGGCUGAAGGAUGGCUGCCAUUCUGGUGGCGUGGCCGGGAACCUAAGGAACGUGGUCUCCGUGCAGAAUCUGAGCACACUGAACGAGGAAGCCUCGACCACAUCGAUGGGUGCCGAGGAAGGAUUGGCCAGUGCAAAUGCCAUGCCCGCAUUCGAUGAUGUGAUGACGCGCGAGGUGGCCUUCAUCAUGCUGCAGCUGGUCAACGGGAUGAAGAAUCUGCAGGCCAAGGCGAUCGAGGAGACGCCGCUCAGUCUGUCCAAUGUGGUGCUGUCCAAGGACAUGGACAACAAGGAUGCCCAGGCGCGACUUUGUGUGCUACAGGGGAACAACAACGACGACGACGAGCCCAUGGGUACGCUGUGCAAGUGCGCCCACUCUGCCCUGACCGACUUGCUGCCCGCCACCAAGAUCACGCCCAUCCUGGCCGACAUCCUGCAGCAGGAGCGGGCCGAGUCCCUGUCCAAGGCCAAGGCCGUGCUGGAGUUCGUGCUGUGGGGUCCCUCCGAUGUGGCGCUCUCCGGUUCCAUCAAGGAACGGGAGCUGGCCCUUCAGCGCUGGCUGGAUCUGGAACGGGCCACCGUGCUCCAUGGCCUGGUGCGCACACGGGUCGAGCUGACCGUCUACGACGAGUGUCAUCUCAUGUUCCUCGUCCGCUCCACGGCCAAGAUGAUGAACGAUGCGGCCAAGAUCGUGUGCAGCUACCAGCAGGCGAAUGGAACUGCCAGCCAGGAUUAGCCCCUAUCUUAUAAAUAAUAUACGAAACUGUCAUAGACACUUAGUCCCUAGAGUCAACGAAUGAUAUUUUCUUGAGUCGAUCGACCCAUAUACACAUACUAUACACAUAUCUAUAUCUUUGCCCAGCGUGCCAAAUUGUUUCGCGCGGAAAUUGUCAUGUAAAAUAUGCUUAUCGUAUGCAAACUCAAAAUGAUUUGUGCAACUUUAAUUAAUUUGUAAUCUACUAUUAAGUCAUUAAUCUAAACGAAUAUUUAUAUAUCCCUAAACGAGUACGAAAAUUGAUAUACUUCAUCAGAUUUCAGCUACUAUCUAUGAAUAGGCCAACAAUUUGAUUAGCAAAACAAAACUUUUUGGUGUUUGAACAAAUACAUAUAUGGUAAACCUAAAUAAAA
Messenger RNA from Drosophila gunungcola (fruit fly), 6719 nucleotides. Its product is annotated as platelet binding protein GspB. The transcript is spliced from 8 exons. NCBI's taxonomy places the organism in Eukaryota, Metazoa, Arthropoda, Insecta, Diptera, Drosophilidae. The coding region runs from base 883 to 6327 and encodes 1814 amino acids. The record is from RefSeq and is a predicted model, not a curated record.